Messenger RNA from Thelazia callipaeda (thelaziosis nematode), 288 nucleotides. The record is from the annotation of a GenBank genome assembly. NCBI's taxonomy places the organism in Eukaryota, Metazoa, Nematoda, Chromadorea, Rhabditida, Thelaziidae.
AUGAAUAAUAACUUUAUUUUUUUGCUAAUUAUUUUAUUCCAGGUAAUGGGUGAUGAAGAAAAUGAAAUCGGCUUACCUCAAAAGGGUUUGAAUAUGAUUAUUAAGGAUGUUAUUCCUGAUAUGAGAAUAGCUAAUGAAUCACGUGAAUUAUUAAAUGCUUGCUGCGUAGAAUUUGUUAAAUAUGUUUCACGUGAAGCGCAACGUAUUUCUGCUGGUGAUCAACGAAAAACAAUCUAUCAUGAGCAUGUACAGAAAGGUAUAUCAGAAUCAUAUUACUUUCGUGUUUGA